Conger conger (European conger) is the source of this 2497-nucleotide messenger RNA. It is a transcript of the gene uhrf1, whose product is annotated as ubiquitin-like with PHD and ring finger domains 1. Gene Ontology annotation, molecular function: protein binding; ubiquitin protein ligase activity. Gene Ontology annotation, biological process: negative regulation of gene expression via chromosomal CpG island methylation. The coding region runs from base 111 to 2471 and encodes 786 amino acids. Lineage: Eukaryota; Metazoa; Chordata; Actinopteri; Anguilliformes; Congridae. The record is from RefSeq and is a predicted model, not a curated record. The transcript has 17 exons.
AAGUCACUGAAGUUCAGUGUUACAAUAACUUGCAGUGUUGAGACUACUUUCAGAACUACCAUUUCCUAAGUUUUGUUUAUUUUUUGGAAGGGGGACACAGGGCUGCAGUGAUGUGGAUUCAGGUGCGCACCAUGGACGGUAAGGAGACCCACAGGAUCGACUCCCUGUCCAAGCUGACCAAGGUGGACGAGCUGAGGCUCAAAGUGUCGGAGCUGUUUAAGGUGCAGCCGGAGAGGCAGCGGCUGUUCUACAGAGGCAAGCAGAUGGAGGACGGCCACACCAUCUUUGACUACAACGUGGGGCUGAACGACAUCGUGCAGCUCCUGGUGAGACAGACUCCGCCCCCCCUCGCUCUCCACGCCCGCAAGGACAAGGAGGCGGAGCUUUCCGACUCCGACUCCGGCUGUGGCUCCGCCCAGAGCGAGUCGGACAAGAGCUCCACCCACGGGGAGAUGGAGGGCCAAUCGGCUGGGACGUCAGCCCAGUCUGACCUGCCUGACCUUGUGGAUCCCGGGUUCGGCCACUAUAAGAUAAGUGAGUUUGUGGACGCCCGUGACCUGAACAUGGGCGCUUGGUUUGAGGCCCAGAUCGUGAACGUGACGAAAGAGGCCACGGCUGAGGAUAUGGACUCUGGGCCUGGGGAGGAGGAGAUUCACUACCAUGUCAAAUACGAAGAUUACCCGGAGAACGACGUGGUCCGGCUCCGGGGUAAGGACGUGCGCCCGCGGGCCCGGACCGUGUACCAGUGGCACCAGCUGGAGGAGGGCAUGGUGGUCAUGCUCAACUACAACCCCGACGAGCCCAAGGAGAGGGGCUACUGGUACGACGCCCAGAUCCAGAGGAAGAGGGAGACCCGCACCCAACGGGAGGUCUAUGCCAGGAUUCUGCUCGGCGAUGCUGGGGACUCCCUGAAUGACUGUCGCAUCGCGUUCACCACAGAAAUAUACAAGAUCGAGGAGCCAGGAAGCUCAGAGAACCCUGGGGCCGCAUCGGAGAGUCCACUGAAAAGGACGAACGGGCCCGAGUGCAAGCACUGCAAGGACCACCCGGAGAAGACGUGCCGCAUGUGCAACUGCAGCGUGUGCGGCGUGAAGCAGGACCCCGACAAACAGCUGCUGUGCGACGAGUGCGACAUGGCCUUCCACAUCUACUGCCUGGACCCGCCCCUGGACACCAUCCCCGCGGACGAGGACUGGUAUUGCCCGGAGUGCAGAAAUGAUGUGAGCGAGGUGGUCCUGGCGGGGGAGAAGCUGAAGGAGAGCAAGAAGAAAGCCAGGAUGGCGUCUGCAAGCUCAUCUAGCCAACGGGACUGGGGCAAGGGCAUGGCGUGCGUCGGUCGCACUAAACAGUGUACCAUCGUCCCGUCCAACCAUCAUGGUCCCAUUCCCGGCGUUCCCGUGGGAACGCUCUGGAAGUUCCGUGUCCAGGUUAGCGAGUCUGGCGUUCACAGGCCCCACGUGGCUGGGAUUCACGGGCGGAGCAGUGAGGGGGCAUACUCUCUGGUGCUGGCGGGAGGCUACGAGGACGAUGUGGAUUAUGGGAAUGAGUUCACCUACACUGGCUCGGGUGGGCGGGACCUGUCGGGUAACAAGAGGACGGCUGAGCAGUCAUGUGACCAGAAGCUCACCAACAUGAACAGAGCCCUGGCUCUCAACUGCAACGCCCCGGUGAACGAGAAGGACGGGGCGGAGGCCAAGAACUGGAAGGCCGGGCGGCCGGUCAGGGUGGUGCGCAGCUCCAAGGGCCGCAAGCACAGCAAGUACUGCCCCGAGGACGGCAACCGAUACGACGGCAUCUACAAGGUGGCGAAAUACUGGCCAGAGAAGGGCAAGUCUGGCUUCCUGGUGUGGCGGUACCUGCUGAAACGCAAUGAUGAGGAGCCUGCACCCUGGACUCGGGAUGGGAAAGAGAGAGUCAAGAAACUGGGCCUCACCAUGCAGUAUCCUGAGGGUUACCUGGAGGCUGUGGCUGCCAAGGAGAAGGAAAAGGAGAACAAGGAUGAAGAGGAAGGGGUGCCGGACUCGCCCGUUAAGAGCACCAGGAAGAGGAAAUCACUGGCUGAAACCAAGAAGUCCUCGCCUGCCAAGACCCCAGCCAAGACCCCACCCAAGAAGACCAAGGUGGAGGCGUACAAACUGAGCCGAGAACAGAAAGCCUUGAUCAAGGACGACGAACUCAACAAGAAGCUGUGGGAUGAAGCCAUGGGAUCUCUGACGCUUGGACCGAGAUUCAUCAACAAAGUUGAAGAGGUCUUUUUGUGCAUUUGCUGCCAGGAAGUGGUAUAUCAGCCAAUCACCACAGAGUGUCAACACAAUGUCUGCAGGGAAUGUCUCCAGCGCUCCUUCAAGGCGGAGGUGUACACCUGCCCCGCAUGCAGGAACGACCUGGGCAAAAACUACGCCAUGAGCGUCAACAAACCUCUCCAAGCCAUCCUGAGCCAGUUCUUCCCCGGGUACAGCAAUGGCCGAUGAUUGCUUUACCCCCCCCCCCCCCCACC